AUGGAGUCGCUAAUACAUUUUGUCUUGGGGUGUUUCAGGUUAUUGGAGGAGGGAGGAACAAUAUUUACCUUUGAGAGGCCUGAGAAAAAGUUCUCUUUGAAAAGUGUUUUGAGAAUCCACAAUCCCCAAUUUUAUUGGAAGGUGAUGACACAUGCUGAUUUAGGUCUUGCAAAUGCAUAUAUCAAUGGUGACUUUUCAUUUGUUGAUACAGACAAAGGACUUUUAAAUUUUAUUUUGAUUCUCAUAGCCAACAGAGAUUCAAACAAAUUAAAGCAGAACAGGGGUUGGUGGACCCCAGUUUUCUUUACAGCUGGUUUAGCAUCUGCAAAGUUCUUCAUUCAGCAUGUUUUGAGGAAAAAUACUCUCACACAGGCUCGCAGGAACAUCUCUCUGCAUUAUGAUUUGAGCAAUGAAUUCUUUUCACUUUUCUUGGAUGAAACAAUGACAUAUUCAUGUGGGGUGUUUAAGAAUGAAGAUGAAGACUUGAAAGAUGCACAGAUGAGAAAAAUCUCUAUGCUGAUUGAAAAAGCUAGAAUAGCUAGAGAACAUGAAAUUCUUGAGAUUGGAUGCGGAUGGGGAAGCUUUGCAAUUGAAGUUGUUAAACAAACUGGUUGCAAGUACACUGGCAUCACUUUAUCUAAGGAGCAGCUGAAAUUUGCAGAAAAUAGAGUUAAAGAUGCUGGCCUUAAGGACCACAUAACAUUUCUACUUUGUGACUAUCGCGAAUUGCCCGAGAAAUGCAAAUAUGAUAGAAUUAUAUCGUGUGAAAUGAUAGAAGCUGUUGGCCAUGAGUAUAUGGAAGAGUUCUUUGGUUGUUCAGAUUCAGCAUUGGCAGAUGAUGGACUUCUUGUUCUCCAGUUCACAUCAAUACCGGAUGAGCGAUAUGAUGCGUAUAGGCGCAGUUCUGAGUUUAUAAAGGAAUAUAUUUUUCCAGGAUGUUGCAUACCAUCUCUAAGUAGGGUAACAUCAGCCAUGGUAGCUGCAUCCAGACUAUGUGUUGAGCACACUGAAAACAUUGUAAUUCAUUACUACCAAACUCUGAGAUGGUGGAGAAAGAAUUUUCUGGAAAACCACAGAAAAAUCCUGGCUCUUGGAUUUGAUGAAAAGUUCAUCCGGAUGUGGGAAUACUAUUUUGAUUACUGUGCAGCUGGCUUUAAAUCUCGCACACUUGGGAACUAUCAGAUGGUUUUCUCACGCCCUGGAAACAAUACUGCAUUCAGCAAUGUGAAGACCUGAUCCGAACAGAUUGUGACGAGAAAUUCAUAUAAAAGCUUGCCCUUAGCCUGUUAAUUUGCAUUUCUCAAUAUCAAGAGAGAUCAAGUCAAUGGGAAAUAAAUAAAACUUGGGCCGUACUCACACUUGGCCCACUUUAGGAGUGUUAUCAUAGCUUAGGUAGAUUACAGAAUUGGUUCUUGCAGAUUCGGUAAUGAAGACAUUUAGUUUUAUUUUUAGU
Molecule: messenger RNA, 1453 nt
Organism: Gastrolobium bilobum
Lineage: Eukaryota; Viridiplantae; Streptophyta; Magnoliopsida; Fabales; Fabaceae
Exons: 13
Coding region: 1-1236 (411 amino acids)
Biological process (GO): lipid biosynthetic process
Molecular function (GO): methyltransferase activity
Source: RefSeq, a predicted model, not a curated record